Molecule: messenger RNA, 7088 nt
Organism: Ostrea edulis (European flat oyster)
Lineage: Eukaryota; Metazoa; Mollusca; Bivalvia; Ostreida; Ostreidae
Exons: 43
Coding region: 124-5673 (1849 amino acids)
Biological process (GO): microtubule-based movement
Molecular function (GO): microtubule motor activity; microtubule binding; ATP binding
Source: RefSeq, a predicted model, not a curated record
AAUAUAUGACGUCACUGCAUUUGUUUACAAAUGGCGGCCAAGUAAAUAGAAAUAGGAAGAACCAGAGAUUACUAAGUUAGAUCCCGCUGGUCGGGGUUUGUGUCAAAAACUUUCAUUGAAAAAAUGGCAUCCAAAGUAAAGGAGAAAAUAAAGAAAAAGUCACCAAAAGUGGUAAAUCAAGUUGAGGAGGAAAGACCUUCAAGUGCCCACAGUCAAAUAAGUGUAAAGGAAGCAGCAUCUAUUGUGGACAACACUGAGAAAUUCACAGAGGAUGAAAGCAAACAAGAGAAAGAAAACAAAAACACCCAGGAUAAAAAGUCUGUAGAGGUAGACAGCAAAGAUGUCAAAAAGAAAGAAAAGAAAAAGGAAAAAGAAGACAAAAGAAAAGAAGGGAAAGAUAAAAAAUCAAAAAAUAAAAAUCCCUCAAAAGUAGAGAGAGCACCCAGUCCUGACCUUGUCCCAGAGAGGAGAAGGCGAUCACCCUCCCCAUUUGGCAGAAACGUAGUGGAACCAACUUCAGUGUCAAACAUGGGAAGCCUGGCCUCCCUCAAAUCGCAUUCUACUGUCAGAGAGGCUUGGACAGACAGGAGUUCCAUGUCUGAGCUUAAUUCUGCUCCCCCUUCUGUGACUAGUAGCAUCAUCAGUGUUAGGGAGGCGGCACGAGAAAAUCGGGCUUACCUGGCUAAUCAACGAGCAGAGGUUUCUUCGGACAGCUCUGAUGAGGAGAUUGAGGAGACAGAAGAAAUUAAGAAUGCUUAUAUUCCUUACCUUUACGCAAAGAAGAGCAUCACAAAAGUUAUUAAGGACAUGAAGAAAAUGAAGUCAAAUCACAUAUGCAUUGUCACUGACAUCCAGAGAGAGUACAAAAGCAUUGAAGAUGAAACUCAGAGACAAUUCAAUAUAUUUGUGAUCAACCUUCGAGAGCAAUACAAAGGAAAGGUAACCACAUUUCGCCAGGUAAUCGAUGUCCACAGAAGUGAGCUACAGUCAAAAGAAUCCUACUGGAAUGAAAUGCUUGAGAGCCUUGCAGAAAGGAACAGGCGUUUGUUGAAAGAUAAGAAAGUCUUGCUGAUACAAAACAAAGUUGAAAUUGAGAGACUAGAAAAAGAAAAGGUUGAGAUACAAACAGAGCUAUCCCAGAAGUUGGAUAAAGUAACAGUUGCCCUAACAACAGUUGAAAAAGAAAGAGAGGUGGAAAGAGGCAAAGAGGCAGAUUUAGAGGAUGAUUUCAAGAAACUUAAGGAGGACUUGGAGAAGGAGAGGUCUACAGUUGUCCAGCUUGAAAAAGACCUGGCAGAAGAAAAGAGACUCAGAGCAGCUGCAGGGGUUGUGGUGGCAUCGUCUGUUGUCUCUGCAGUCAAUAAUUCAGAAACCAAGGUACAAGUUGCAAAAGAAACACCAGUGACAUCCUCAGUAGUGCCAGUCCCUGUCUCUUCAGCAGAGAAAGAGGAAAUGUCUGCUGAGAGAAGUGGGCUGGAGGAGGAAAGACAGAGGAUUAAUGAGGAAAGAAGACAAAUGGAAGAGGACAGGAGGAACUUUGGAGGAGACAGGAAGGAAUGGAUGGACCAGAACAACAAACUACAGCAAGAUAUAGCAGUUCUCACCAAAGAAAGCACUGAAUGGAAAGUUAAAUAUGAGACCAUGAUGCAGCAGGCCGAGAAGCUGGCCACUGUCCAGGAGAAGUAUGCGGCAUUAGAGGCCCAGUACCAGGCUUUGGCAGCUGUUGUUACAGCCUCUGAGGGCACAGAAGCCAUUGCUAAGGAGAACAAGAAAAAGGUUGAGGAAGAUCGUGUGAUGAUGACCCAGGAGAAGGCAGGACUGGACAAGGAUGUUAAACAAUGGGAGACUCAGUUCAAAAAGAAGAAUGGUCGAGAACCAACAGCGGAGGACAAGACUGACUCUGUGAAGGAGAUGUAUGUACAACAAGAAGAGCUCAACAUGAUGGUCAAUUCUCUGGACAAAAAGCUGGAAACCUAUCAGAAGUUGGAGAGUGGAAAUGUUUUAGACCCUCCUGAAGUUGUCCAGGUCCCCCUGAAAGAACCAGAGGUUCGGACAGUGGAGGUAAAAGUUCCUGAUCCAAUGGUGAUGGCAGAGUUAGAAAAGGAACAGGCAGAGGUGGAAAAACUCCAUGCUCUAAUAGCUGAACUCCAAAGAGAGAACACUGAAAAAAGCAGUCAUAUUAGUCAACAGAACGAGGAACUCUCCAGACUUAGAGAUAAAAUAAGUCAGCUUGAGGCUGCCCUGAAAGCUGGCACUGUUUCUGCUGUGGCAUCAACGACCAACACUGAGGAGCUUGAUGUCUUGAAGAAAGAAAGCAAGGAGAUGAAAAAAGACUUGAAGAAACUGCUUAAAAAACUAGAGAAAGAAGAAGAAAAAGCGAAAUCCAUUAAUGUUGAUCCAGAUACACGGGUGCAAACCUUGGAAGAAAAAGUAACCUCCCUUGAUGAAAAGAUUACUGACAUAGAGAGUGAAAAUGAGAUUCUGAAGGAGGAGAAAUUGAGAACAGAAACUGAAAAAGAGGUUCUAUUACAGCAGAUUCAGGCAUUGCAACAGACUGUAACACCAGGUGUCACAACCGCAGUGGCUGUUACAUCUUCCAUCCCAACAAAAUCAGAGCCAGUAGAUGGAUGCAAUGUUCCUGAACAUGGGGACUUAAUUCAGCAGUUGGAGGACAAAAAGACAGAAAUCAAAGAAUUGGAAACACAGCUUCAUGAGAAGGAGGCACAAAUCCAGGAGAAGAUCCUCACCAUUCAGGAUCUAGAGAAGGAAUUGGACAAACUUCGAACAGAGAACAAAGAAAUGAGAGCUGAUAUGUUAAAAAUGGCAAAACAACACACAAAGCUGCAACACAAAUUAAAAGAUUUGGUAGAUUUCGAGAAAACCAAGAAACUCCUUGAAGCAGUGGCAUUUUAUGUCCAUGAGAUACAUGGAGAGGUACCCUCUGCUGCUGAGGGUGUGGAUAAUCGUCUGGGAGUGGUCUCCACUGAGGCGCUCAAGUUGAAGGAGAGUCAGGAAAAGAGCGUCAAGGCAGUUGAGGCCUGGGUGUCCAAGUUUACCAAGAAAAAUGGCAGGGAACCCACAGCCAAAGACAGAGAUUCUGAUGGAGAGAGGGCAUACAGGGUUUUGGAGGAGAAUGGCAACCUUCUAGAAGAUAAAAAAAUUAUGGUGGAAGCUCUGCAGAUCAUGAAGACUGGAGACUACAAGGCCCCUGAGUCCAGAAUAAGCACUGAAGCUGUGUCUGAAGAGUCUCCGGUGGAGAAGAUGGAGCAUCAGAUGUCAGCUAUGGAUGACAAACUGACAGACCUCGAGUCAGAUAAUGACAACCUCAGAAAAGAAAGAAAUGAUGCUGUGGCUAGGCUCAAGGAACUAGAGUUGCAGUUGGAACAGGCCAAAAAUGACUUGCAGCUUCAGACAACAUUGACCUCUGGUCUUCAAGACUCGGAGGAGUUAUCCAAUCAGAUCACCGACAUCCAGAAACUGCUGAAUGCCUCCGAGUCUGCCCUACUACAGGAGAAGACUGCCCACAAUAGUACACAGGAGGAGCUGGAAAACCUCCGGAAACAGAUGGUGGUCUUGAAGGAGGAAGUAGAGACGGAGAGGACGGACCUCGAGGCCCAGAGAGAGAGUGGUAAAAAGACAAAGGAUGCUGAGAAUAAGGCCAAAAUGGAGGAGAUCAAUGCUUUGAAAUCUCGAAAUGAACAACUGGAGAUGGAAAGACUUGCUAAUGUUCCUGUGGACACAGCUAAAGAAAUCAAAGAACUCCAUGCCAGAAUCGCUGCAUUGGAAAAAGAGAAAUCAGGAGCUGGAACAGCUAAUACAACGCUUCAAACUCAGAUUAACGAGCUGAAAACUAAGCUAGAGGGAGCUCAGAAGAACACUGAGGCACAAAGGGCUGCUAACAGAGAGCUGGAGGCUAAAAACAAGACUGCUAAAGCAGACAAGGACAAAGCUAUUAAAGAGGUGACCAUGCAGAUUGAGAAGAGAGAACAACAAAGGGCCAAUGAGGACAAGAAGAGAAUUGCCACUCUGGAAAAAAAAAUCAGGGACCUCGAAGCAGGGGGAGUUAAGCCGGUAGCUGCUGCUGUUGUGGGGGGUAAGGCUGGGUCAGAAGCUGGAGACAGAGCAUUGAAGGAACAGUUAGCCAACAUGAAACGUGAAAACAAUGAACUGAACACCAGAAUCAAACAGCUGGAUGCUGAGAUCAAGAGGGGGACCAAGCAAGCUACUACCAUGGGCAAUGAAGAUAAAAAUGACUUGAAGAGAAAGGAAAAGAUUCUGAAGGAGCUUGAAAGAAAAUAUGAAAUUGAAAAAAACAAGACUUCCAAGCUUGAGGAGAAUGUGAAGACCACAGAGGAGGACCUCAAAGUCACCAAAAAAGAAAGAGAUGAGAAAGACAAUGAGUUGAAGAAGGUCACUGCUGAGUUAUCUGCCCUUGGUGUGGCUGCAAAACAAGGAAUGGAAGCAGCCACAAAGGUCAAAACACUGGAAACUGACAACAAAAAGUUAACAGAGGAAAACAAAGUCUUGACAGAGAACUACAACUCAGAGAGGGUUUUGAGAAAGAAAUAUUACAACAUGGUUGAAGAUAUGAAAGGAAAAAUCCGAGUAUACUGCAGGGCUCGUCCUCUGAGCUCCACAGAGACUGGAAGGGGCAACUACUCCGUGAUAAAGUCGCCAGAUGAAUACACCAUUAAUGUAGAGUCAAGCAGAGGCACAAAGGAAUUUCAGUUUGAUGCAAUUUUCAUGGAAGAUUCCACACAGGAAAAGAUUUUUGAGGACACGAAUAACCUGAUUCAGUCUGCCAUGGAUGGCUACAAUGUCUGCAUCUUUGCCUAUGGACAAACAGGAAGCGGAAAGACUUUCACCAUGAUAGGUGACAGAGACCAAAAUUUUCCAGGAAUCACUCCCAGGGCUUUUGAAAGAAUAUUUAAUCUUGCACAUGAUGUGAGAACUAAAUUCAGUGUGAAGGUUGCCUCCUACAUGAUGGAAUUGUAUAAUGAUAAACUGAUUGACCUGUAUGCUAAACCAGGGACGUCAGAUGAUGAAAGGAUGGACAUCAAGAAGGAUAAGAAGGGACUGGUGUAUGUACAAGGGGCUAUAAUCAAAGAAGCCACCAAUGCCAAGGAGCUGUUUGCUUUGUUUGAGGAGGGAAGCAAGAACAGACACACAGCCUCCACAAAAAUGAAUGCUGAAAGUUCCCGUUCCCAUCUGAUCAUUGGUGUUACCAUCGAAACAACCAACAAGACAACGGGACAAGUUCUGACGGGAAAAUUAAGUCUGGUAGAUUUGGCAGGAAGUGAGAGGGUUGCCAAGACAGGAGCCACAGCAGAACAACUGAAGGAAGCUAUGUCCAUCAAUAAGUCUCUGUCUGCCCUGGGUGAUGUGAUUUCAGCUCUCAGCAGUGACCAACAGUUUAUACCAUACCGUAACCACAAACUGACCAUGCUGAUGCAGGACUCUCUAGGAGGAAAUGCGAAAACCCUUAUGUUUGUCAAUAUUUCCCCAGCAGACUACAACCAGGACGAGACCAUCAUCUCACUCAUGUAUGCAUCCAGAGUAAAGCUGAUUACCAAUGAUGCUUCCAAAAAUGCUGAAAACAAGGAAAUCAAUCGACUCAAAAAUGUCAUUGCUAAGUUGAAGAAAGGAGAGACUGUCAAUGAAGAUGAUGAAUAAAGAAGAGGAAAUCAGUGAUGAACUAUAGUUAACUUUACAUAGAUGUAUUUUACCACAGUUUAACAAUAUCUAAUAUUUUACACUUUUAUCACAUCAUAGACAUAUCCAAGUCAAUUCCUGGAUAUUCAAAGGUUUUUAAAAGAGAUUAUAUAUUAAUUUUGUUUAUGUGAUUGUUGAACUUUCCGUCCAUUAUGUAUUGAAUAAUGGUUGUUUACAGAUGAAGUUUACAUCGAAGACUCUGAACUAUUAAGUUACUAUUCUUAUAUGUAUCCGUCCUCAGAGAUUGUAAAAAGCUGAUUUCUUGAAGGAGAAAUAAUUCAUUGUUCUGUAAAAUAUCCUCCUUAAAAAAGGUUAACACCACCCCUAUCUUAUCAUUGCAUAACUGCAUAAUAAUAUAGGAUUUAUUGCUAUCCAUAGGACCAUUAUGUCUUCCCCUUUUUAUAUGUUUAUCAAACUUGUCAAGCAUCAUGUUUUUAUGGAACCAAUGUUUAAAUACGAAAGUGGCAAGGAUCUAUCCCACAACACCAAUAGCAUUAAUUUCUCAAUUUACGUUCAAACCAAUGUUCUUGUAGAGCUCUGAUAUUUUUACUAUUUGAAAUUUUGAAUGAUUCUUGCAGGAAAGCUGUUAGAGUUUUUAAUAUCAAAGCUUCCCAUACAACAUACCUUUUAAAGCCAAUCUGCAAUUUCAACCACACAUUUCAAUGAAUUAGAUUUUUUUUCAUAAAUGGUUAAGCAUUAAGCACUUUUUUAAAAAGUGGACAGCAUGAUCAGUACAUGUUUAAUCUGAUUACUUGUAGAUAAUGUUUACAAAACUAUUGUAAAAAUUGAAGGGUGAUAAUCCUUGCAUGUACAUUGUGUGUCAGGUGAAAAUGAUGUUGACAUAGCAAGAAUUUCAUAAAUGUAGGACACCGCCACCCCACCCCCGCAGGACAGGACAUAUUUUAGUUUUAAGAAAUUCUGUGUACUGCAUACCUUUUACAAAUCAAGGAAAUCACUUACAUUGAUAAAACAAGGUGGUGUUAAACUUGUAUGAGGAAUGUAUUUCUGAAAUUGCCUUCGAGUUUUAUGUAUUUUCAUAUCUUAUUUUUUUUUCACAAUUUUUAAUCUUGCGUAGUUUUCCUCUUUGAUAACUUAUGUAUGUACUUGUUAAUAUUUUAUCAUACAUUCCACCCAGAAAAGGCUGGUCCUUUGAUAGACUCUUUAAUAAUUCAAUAUUUUGAUAAUAAUUUCAGUGAUGUCAUUUAUUUUUACUUGCCUGUGAUAUUUCUUGAUUUGAUAGUGAGGUUUUUUUCUUCCCCACGUCACUCGUUAAUAAGUUGAUGUCAUUUUCUUUUAAUGAAUAUUUUUCCCAAUCCUAUCUAAUGUGCAAUGGUUUUACUUUUCCAUUUCAUGUAUUAAUAAAUAUCAAUAUUCAU